Molecule: messenger RNA, 6264 nt
Organism: Acipenser ruthenus (sterlet)
Lineage: Eukaryota; Metazoa; Chordata; Actinopteri; Acipenseriformes; Acipenseridae
Product: short transient receptor potential channel 4-associated protein-like
Exons: 19
Coding region: 164-2485 (773 amino acids)
Biological process (GO): ubiquitin-dependent protein catabolic process
Cellular component (GO): Cul4A-RING E3 ubiquitin ligase complex
Molecular function (GO): phosphatase binding
Source: RefSeq, a predicted model, not a curated record
UGCAGUAUGCAGUAGCACUGGGCUGAUCAGAAGGCGGCGACUGUACUGUUGUGUGUACGCGCAGUUCCUCUCUGAUCGCAGCUGGCGCUGUACUGACUGGGCUUGGUUUAUCUCAGAGACGACCCGCAGCUUCCUGUUUAGAACAGUUCAGGAAAGAGAGCUAAUGGCGUCGGCGGAGUGGUCGGAAUCCCCUCGGACAGGGGAAACCCGGAGUUGCCGGGUCUGGAAUAUCGUUACCCGGAUCCGACAGGGUCAAAUUACGGGCCGGGGAAUGAACCGGGGUACACAGAUUCCUGAGGCGCUGCUAAACGAAAGGGAUAAAAAAGCAAAAUGGUACGGUAUCCCAGUUCUGUUGCAGAAGCUGUAUGAAAGCAGUGACCCCAACAGCGACCUUUUGCAAACCCAUGUUUUUCUCAAGGAGAUCUCUUCCUUACUGUCCAAGGAAGCCAUGACAUUUGUAACAGAAGACAGAAAGACUGCACAAGAGUCCACGUUUCCAAACACAUACACCUUUGAUCUUUUUGGGGGAGUUCAUCUAUUAGUAGAAAUUCUUAUGAGACCCACACUGACGACACAGAAAAAUAAGCCAAUGAGUGAUGACCUCAUUAAGGACUGUCUAAGCAUUUUGUACAACUGUUGCUUAUGUACGGAGGGUGUCACAAAGAGCCUAGCAGCGAGGAGUGACUUUGUACUGUUUCUGUUUACACUGAUGACAAACAAAAAGACAUUUUUACAAACUGCCACACUAAUUGAGGACAUUCUGGGAGUUAAAAAGGAGAUGAUCCAGUUGGACGACAUUCCUAAUCUGGCAAGUUUGGUGCAGAGCUUUGACCAACAGCAGCUUGCAAACUUCUGCCGGAUUCUCUCGGUCACUAUUUCAGAGCUGGACGUCGGCAACGAUGACAAGCACACCCUCCUCGCCAAAAAUGCUCAGCAGAAAAAGAACUCCAGCCCCUCCCAGGCAGAGAUAAACCAAGCCACUGUCCUGAACAUCCCUGGAUUUAUUGAGCGGCUGUGCAAGUUGGCCACCCGGAAGGUGUCAGAGAACACACGCUCGUCUAACUUCCUUCAGGAGCUGGAGGACUGGUACACGUGGCUGGACAACGCGCUGGUGCUUGAUGCUCUCAUGCAGAUGGCCAGCGUAGAGGCAGAGCACAGCAGUACAGAAUCCUCAGAUGAAAGCUCUUUGGCUACCAGUCCCCAAAGGCACCAUCUGCCACAGUCCAUGAAGAUCGUGCAUGAGAUCAUGUACAAAGUGGAGGUGCUGUAUGUGCUCUGCGUCUUGCUAAUGGGUCGACAGAGAACACAGGUGCACAAAAUGCUGGCUGAGUUCAAGCUGAUCCCUGGCAUAAAUUAUCUCUUCGACAAACUCAUCUGGAGGAAACCUACAACAAACCAUGUGUUACAUGGGCAGAACCAGAACUGUGACUGCAGUCCUGAAAUUUCCAUGAAGAUCCAGUUCCUCCGACUACUCCAGAGCUUCAGUGACCAUCACGAGAACAAGUACCUGUUGUUGAACAAUCAGGAGCUAAAUGAGCUGAGUGCCAUCUCUAUGAUGGCUGACAUCCCUGAGGUGGAGGCAGUGGUCAACACAGACAGGAGUCUUGUGUGUGAGGGAAAGAGAGGUCUACUUACAAGGUUACUAUCAGUCAUGAAGAAAGAACCUGCAGACUCCUCAUUCAGGUUCUGGCAGGCGAGAGCAGUGGAGAGCUUCCUGCGGGGCGUCACUUCCUAUGCUGACCAGGUGUUUCUGUUGAGAAGGGGGCUUCUGGAGCACAUCCUGUUUUGUAUCAUUGACAGCGAGUGUAAAUCCAGGGAUGUAUUGCAGAGCUACUUCGACCUGCUAGGGGAGCUCAUGAAGUUUAACCUUCUCGCCUUCAAGAGGUUUAACAAGUACGUCGACACGGAGGAAAAGUUCCAGAUUUUCUUGAGUCAGAUCAACAGUUCCCUGGUUGACUCCAACAUGAUUGUUCGCUGCAUUGUGUUGUCAUUAGACAGGUUUGAGAGCCAAACAGAAGAUGUGAAAGUGGUUGAAGUGCUAUCUGAGUGCCGCCUGCUGUCCUACAUGGCUCGCGUGGAGAACCGACUAGCCUUCCUUUUUAGACUAAUUAAUAUCAUCAGUGUAGAGACACUUACACAGGAGAAUGUGAGCUGUCUAAACACCAGCCUUGUGAUCCUGAUGCUGGCUCGGAGCAAAGGAAAGCUGCCAUUCUACCUGAACGCGUUGCGGGAGAAGGAGUACGCAGAGAAGUAUCCUGGCUGCAUCCUCAAUAACUUUCACAACCUGCUGCGCUUCUGGCAACAGCAUUACCUCAACAAGGACAAGGACCGCACCAGCCUGGAAAAUAGCGCCUGUAUUUGUUUCAGUUACUGGAAAACAACCGUGUCAGUGCUCCUCAGUCCUGACCGGACAUCACCUGUUGCCAUAGCCAGCUACAUUGAUGAGGCCUAUUUGGAUAUUGACAAAGAUUUUAUGGAGGAAUAAUCCUGGUGGAGGACUACUGUCAGCAACAGGCAAUACUUCAGAGAACAUAUCCCAGGCUGUUGUUAUUCAGGGAUACAUCAUUGUGCAGUGUUUUAUGUUGGAUGCUGGAAGUACAGAAUGUUAACUGAUUACUGCAGGUGUGUUUUAACCCCCAGCAAUCAUUAACAGAUUAUCUCAUUUUUCUGUUUUUCCACAAAAAAUAAUAAUAACCUGGACGUUUUAUUCAGGGACAUUCAAUAUUUUUUUGUUGGUGUGUUGCUUUAGAAUAGUCUACUAUUUUUUUUUUAUUAGUUUUUUUUAUAUAUAUAUUCCAUAUAAAAUAUGUACAGCUCAGCAAAUCUUUAAACGGCAGAUGCUUUCCGAAAGGCAUGGAUCUUUAUCCUUAUAAAUGUAUAUACAUUUACAGUACAUACAAACGGCACUGGUUCUGUGCAGCCACAUAUAUACGAAUGCUGUCCUCGGACCGCCCAUGGAUUUGUGAAUAAGAAGACUUCUAUUUAUGCUUGUGGAUCUUGCACUCUGCCGUUUCUGAUCAACAAGGUCUGGAUUGUCUGCAGCCUAGAGCAAACACAGAAAUUGAAUUGCUGCUGCCAGAGAUUACCGGACUACAGUGUGCUUUCUUUCUUUUUUUUGGUUUGCCAUAACAUUUGCUCAUAAUCCUCUUAAAAAAAUUGCACAAACUGAAAUGACUAUUUUACACCUGUUUAGCAGAUUUAACCCAAUGUUUAGUGUAAUUUGAAAUUAACGGAUUAGUACACAUCAAAUCUUAAAUGUAGCAGAUUUCUCUCCCUACAAUGUUUAAAUGAUAUUUAUGUUUUGAAAGGUGUUAUUGCUAUGUGCUUGGGAGUAGAAGGGUUUUUGUCUUCAGUCUGGUUUGUUUCUCACCAUAACAUGACUUGAUUUGACCAUCAUAAUUUGACCUCUGGGUCUUACAUCUUACAUAGUCUUUAAUUGGUGGUGGUUGGGGUUGGAGGGAAUUGCUAGUGUUUCUGUGUGCCUGGUCUGCAGUAAGAAAUGACAGGUUUAUUGGGUGAGCAGUUCUGGUGCUGUUUUGAAAUAUGUAUUUUUAAGAUCCUAACCAAACACAGUAAUGCAGGGAUUCUCUGGGUGGCAAGAGUAAUCCUUGUAAGGUUAAGCUACCUCAUUCUUCAGUCCAGCCCCUCACACAUGUCCCACUAUCUCCAUCAAUAGGGUUACUACACAGAAAUGUUGGAAGUUUUCAACCAUGAACCAAGUAUUUGUAAUUUAACUCAUUUUAAAAGCAAUUGGGUUAUCUGUUCCCACAAAGUUUCAUUUUUUCAUUUCAAUUUUUGUGGGGUAUUCUUUUCAGCCUUCAUCAAUCCUAAGGGAAGUCCCAAUUGUGAUGUUAACCUGAAUUUGUGGUAAUGGGCUUUAGGUUUAAUAAGAUCAAUAAUGGCCAGUACUGUUAUUGAAGUGAUUGUCGCCAUAACUUGAAGGAAACUUAACAUUUCUAUUCUUUUGCUGUAGUACCAUCAUUUAUAGCACGUACCCCUCACUGGUUUGCUGUGCGAUGUUUGGUCAUGUAUUCUUUGUAUGUAGGACUUUGCAGUUAACAUAAACCAAAAAAACAAACAAACAAACAAAAAGGUGCAUGGUGGGGACUGAAUAAUAACGUGCUUGUGUCCCAGAUCCAGUCUCAUCUACUCCAACUCUGUUCUCAAUCAAAACAUCACACUGCCUCGACCACUGUGGUGCCAUGCAGAGCAUUCCUUAUCCUGUUAGCAUCUGAAUUCUACUGUAAUUGUCUUAGCUUGUAGUAGCCCAGUAUGAUCCAAGACAAAAGAAAAAAAGCCAUAAAAACCCAUUCAAUUUUAACUUUUUUUUUUUUGUUUGUUUUAUUUCAUAAUAGCAUUAAUUUCCUAUGCAGUGGGCAUUAAGGUAAUGUAAUUUUAUUAAAUUGAGCGCUUUGUCCCCUUGAUAAUUUAUAUAGCUGGAGUGACUGCUGGAGAAUGUAACCGUACUGCACCUUCAGGGAGAUUGUAUGUUCAGUUAGAAUUUGAUUUGAAGGAAAUAGCGCCGAAAUCUGUUUGUUUUUUGGUAGUUUUUCCUUUAUAUAUAAUAUCUCUAUCUAUCUGAAUAAUCUACAUGUAAUUAUUUAGAUCUAUUUAUUAGUUGUAAAACAAUAUGAAGUCUAAACACAAUCAUUUUACAGUCUGUUACACUAAUUUAAUUUAGUUUAUUUUGAUUUUUAUGGAGUAUUUCUACUUUACCCUGUAGCAAUAGAAACUAAUUGCUUGUAGAUGCUAUAGACUUUCAGCAUAUUUCUUAGGAUGAUCAAAUCUGUGUGUAUCGGGUCCGAAUCUCCCUGAUCAAACGUAAUAGUUGCAAUUAUCAGCUGUCCACUCCUGACCUGUUCAGUGCUGGUGCUAAACUGUAAAAUGGAUUCUGAUUGUAUCCCAGAACAGACCUGGGACAAAUACAGCUGUAUUUCAUAUUUUAUUUGUAAACACCCAACUAUUUUUAAAUAGUUGAAAUAUUUAAAUAUAUAUAUGCUCAAAAUAAAUCAAUUUUGUUUUUAAAUAUUCAAAUAUUGCCCAAAGUCAUAUUAUUUGAAUAUAUUUAAAUUAUUUUGCAGAAAACAAAUACUAUUUGAUAAUAUUUAAAUAUAUGUAAGUUAUUUGAAAACAAAAUAUGUAUCAACUGUUUCCAAAUAGUUAAUGAAUAAUCAAAAACUAAAACCUAAUUAUUACCCUAAAUGUAUAAUUAUGUACCAAGUCUUGCAAUUGCCACAUGGUGGUUGAGAAAGAUUUCUAACGAGGAAAAUGCUAAAUAUGUUCAAUUCAAUAACUUCAAAACAGACCAUUAAACCAGAGGUUAAAAAUAUGUCAUUGUUUUCAAAUAUUUACCCAAUGAAAUAAAAUAUUCAAAUAUUUCAAUUAAUUAAACAAAUUAAAUCUAAUUGAAAUAGAGCAGUUUCAAAAAGAUAAUUGAGUGGCUAACAACAAGGACCAUGCUUAACCUGCUUAGAGUGCAGGAUAAUAAUGAGGCUGCUGUAUGUUAGUUACAUAUUUAUGAAGAGUUUAAAGUAUUUCAGUGUAUUUCAAUGACUUUACUCGUAUUUAAAUAUUUUCAAAUAAUUGCUUUCCACAAACCAUAUUUCAAUAUUUUCAAACAAGUUACUUUCUGCAAUCUAUUUAAUUAUUUACAAUUUGUAUUUAAUUAUUUUCAAAUAAGUUACUUUUCACAAACCAUAUUUAUAACUAUUUAUCCCAUGUCUGUCUGGUCCACAAUCCUGUAUAUUUUUUUCCAUGGGUGCAACUUGUUGGCUGAACAGGUGUGGUUUUUUUAAUUGUAUUUUUUUGUUUCUGUUUACGUGGCUCACAUUUUCACCAUCCAUUAGUUAUUUAAAUUUACCACCUUGACCUGUUUUUUAAUAUAUUUUUUUUCAUUCUCUUUGUAUAGUUUUGAAUGGUUCGUGUGAAGGCCGAUUUUAGUGGCUAUCUUGACUGUACUUUUUUUUUUUUAAUUAAAUCUUACAGAUUAAAGUACACCCAACAAGUGUCUUAUAAUCAUUGCAGCCAUCACCAACCAGCGACCAAAAGUGACCCCAGCCCCUCUUUAGCAUCUUGCUUUCCAGCCCCCCCCCCCCCCCCCCCCCCCCCCCGUUCCUAAGCAGCACUUUAAUCUAAUUUCAGUUCCAGUCCCUGUCAUCGGUUUGCUUUUCUGUCAUGGUUUUUGGAUUUCCAUUUGAUUUUAUUUAACUGUAAUGUUUGUAAAUUUGAAAAUAAAGUAAAAAUAAAUUUGUUUUCUUCUCGCCA